CCUGGACCGCAGAGGGAGGAGGAGUGGGGAGGAGGCUGGGCCCUCGCCUCCUCCAGGACCGGCAAGGGCGAGCGCGGGGGCGCGGCUGCCGGCGCAGAGAGCAGCGCGGCGGCAGCUGCAGGGCCGGAGCCCCGCGCCGCGUGCAGCCGCCGGGGGUGUGCGCCCGCCGAGCCCAGCCCGCGCCCCGGCGCCCCCACGCGCCCACGCAGCGGCGCGGGGACCGGGCGGCGGCGGAGGGAGGGCCCGGCCCGGGAGGGGAAGGGGCCGGUCCUCCCCGCGCAGGCAGCAGCCGCGGCAGCCUAGGAGGCGGAGGCAGCGGCGGCGGCAGGGGCGGCAACGUGCCCGCCGCAGUCCGCCCGGCAGCACCGGACCCGCGCCCGCCCGCGCCGGGGCGCCCUCUCCACUGCGCGCGACUCGGCUAAGACCGUCUGAUUUCUCUCUUCCCUCCCCUGCGAAGAGAAUAAGCUGGUCUCCUAUUUCAGGUAUAAGGAAAUGCUAGAACUAGUGAUCUCACCCAGCCUUACUGUAAACAGCAGUUGUCCGGGGAAACGGAAGCUUAACUGCGCUGACGCUGAUGUCUGGACUCUGAGUGACAUAGAAGGCAUCCCCACAUCGGUCCCUCCGAGCGUGUCCCCGCUCUUCGCAAGACCUUGUGCACGUGUCCUGCCCAGCCAGCCUCCCACAGCCAUGGCGGCCUACGGCCAGACACAGUACAGCACGGGGAUCCAGCAGGCCGCCCCCUACACGGCUUACCCACCUCCAGCACAAGCCUACGGGAUCCCUUCUUACAGCAUCAAGACAGAAGACAGCUUGAACCAUUCUCCCAGCCAGAGUGGAUUCCUCAGCUACGGCUCCAGCUUCAGCACCCCACCCACUGGACAGAGCCCAUACACCUACCAGAUGCACGGCUCGGCGGGGAUCUAUCAAGGAGGAAACGGACUGCCCAACGCCGCCGGAUUCGCAAGUGUGCACCAGGACUAUCCUUCCUACCCUGGCUUCCCUCAGAGCCAGUACUCCCAGUAUUACAGCUCGUCCUACAGCCCUCCCUAUGUCCCGGCCAGCAGCGUCUGCCCUUCACCCCUCUCCACGGCCACCUACGUCCUUCAGGAGGCAUCUCACAACGCGCCCAGCCAGAGUUCUGAGCUGCUUGGCGGUGAAUAUCACACACACAAUGGACCUUCCACGCCGGCAAAGGAGGGAGACGCAGACAGGCCGCACCGGGCCUCCUCCGACGGGAAGCUCCGAGGCCGGUCUAAGCGGAGCAGCGACCCCUCCCCAGCAGGGGACAAUGAGAUUGAGCGUGUGUUCGUGUGGGACUUGGAUGAGACAAUAAUUAUUUUUCACUCCUUACUCACGGGGACUUUUGCAUCCAGAUACGGGAAGGACACCACGACGUCUGUGCGCAUCGGCCUGAUGAUGGAAGAAAUGAUCUUCAACCUUGCAGACACGCAUCUGUUCUUCAAUGACCUGGAGGACUGUGACCAGAUCCACAUUGAUGACGUCUCCUCUGAUGAUAACGGACAGGAUUUAAGCACAUACAACUUCUCGGCUGAUGGCUUCCACAGUUCAGCCCCGGGAGCCAACCUGUGCCUGGGCUCUGGCGUGCACGGCGGCGUGGACUGGAUGAGGAAGUUGGCCUUCCGCUACCGGCGGGUGAAGGAGAUGUACAACACGUACAAGAACAACGUAGGCGGGUUGAUAGGAGCACCCAAAAGAGAGACCUGGCUACAGCUCCGAGCCGAGCUGGAAGCUCUCACCGACCUCUGGCUGACCCACUCCCUGAAGGCACUAAACCUCAUCAACUCCCGGCCCAAUUGCGUCAACGUGCUGGUCACCACCACUCAACUAAUUCCUGCACUGGCCAAAGUCCUGCUGUAUGGCCUGGGCUCUGUGUUUCCUAUUGAGAACAUCUACAGUGCAACCAAGACAGGGAAGGAGAGCUGCUUCGAAAGGAUAAUGCAGCGAUUCGGCAGAAAAGCCGUCUACAUCGUGAUUGGCGAUGGUGUCGAAGAGGAGCAGGGAGCAAAAAAGCACAACAUGCCUUUCUGGCGGAUAUCCUGCCACGCUGACCUGGAGGCACUGAGGCACGCCCUGGAGCUGGAGUAUUUAUAGCAGGACCCACAGCACCAUCUGCCAUCAAGGGGCAUCCCACCCACCCAGGCCCCUCACCUUCCCUGCCUCCCCGCCAGAUGCUGAGCACCAGAAGGGUCCCUUCAGCUGGGAGGACGCGUCCAGUGACCAUCUCAGAAGCUGUCCUUUCAGUCCAAAACGUGGGUCCUGAGAAGCAGAGUACCCAGCAGUGGCUUUAGGAUAUUUAACUUUGGGGGAAAGGGCUGGCUCGGAGUCCAGACUUUUCUACAAGACUUACAGCACAAAAGCAAGGAACUGCUGAUUUGGGGGAGGGCUGGUGAUGAGGAGGGGACAGGCUCGGUUUUGUUUUUGUUUUUUGUUUUUUUUAAUUUAUGGACUAAUGUCAUUACUCUGAUAUUACGCUCUCGUACCUGUGUUGUUGGUUUUCUUAGUCGUUGGUUUGGUUUGGUUUUUUAAACUGGCAUGUGGGGUGGUGUUCAGCUCUAAUUUAAGCACUCUCUGCUCCAAGUUGUGCUUUGGGGGGGACAAUCAUUCUUUGAACAAUUGGUGAGGGAGGCGAUUUGGGGCUGUUGGGAAAAACUAUUGCUUAUUCGUUUUUAAGGACCUAACUUGACGUCAUGUGGACAGUGCACGUGCCUUAUGCUGCCAUCUUGUUUUCUAGGAAGAGGAGUUGCUGGAGAGGAGGUGGUACUUUGUGACAGAUAAGAGGCAUUAAAUAAAACCACGUUUACAUUUUGAA
Molecule: messenger RNA, 2830 nt
Organism: Manis pentadactyla (Chinese pangolin)
Lineage: Eukaryota; Metazoa; Chordata; Mammalia; Pholidota; Manidae
Gene: EYA2
Product: EYA transcriptional coactivator and phosphatase 2
Exons: 17
Coding region: 493-2112 (539 amino acids)
Biological process (GO): negative regulation of extrinsic apoptotic signaling pathway in absence of ligand; positive regulation of DNA repair; multicellular organism development
Cellular component (GO): nucleus
Molecular function (GO): protein tyrosine phosphatase activity
Source: RefSeq, a predicted model, not a curated record